UGGUGUGUCAUAAGUCCGGCAGCACAUCCACAGUUUCCUUUGGCACAUGUGCUUUGAACUUGGCGUGCUUGUUGUUUGGCAUGUUUCUGUGUUUACCAUCCGUUUACAGCCCUGGCUUGUCAGAGAACAAGCAGUCACGGUGAGCCACGCCUAUUGUCCAUGUGCCUCAUUCUCCAAUCUCUCCAUCCCUCUGUACCACGCGCUCCGUGUUUUGCAUAAAAUGUGUAUCAGUAGGGCAGCGCUCUCUCCUGCACAUGCAGAGCGCACAUGUAGCGUGGCUUUACAGAACACAUACCACGGUCGAAUAAGCGCAUCAAACUCCCCUCAGCCCCAGAUCCCCGCCAAUGAAAAUGCACAAAAGCGUGAAGGAGAGAGAGGGAGAGAAAGGACUGCGCGAGAUACAAAGAGUGAGCCAAAUCCCACGCAAACAGACACAACACAAGUUGAGCGAACGGAAAGGCGGUCACAUUUCCUACUCACCUGCAAACGUGAUUGAUGUUUCUGUUUGUAUCAGUGGGUGUGUGUGUCAUGCCUGACACCCCUCUCGCGGAUAUGCUGACUGUACUUUCUUAGAAUUCAUGAGAAGCGUUUAAUCUUUCGCCCGAGCAACGUCACACGCGCUCGAACCAAGGCGCAGUAUCCAGAUCGCAGAAAGCAUCCAGGUAUCUUCGAGGAGACCUGCUUGUCUUAAGUCACCUCUGUCAGCGCAGACCUGAGCACCGCGAGAGACAUCGGUACAGUUUUCUGGGAAAACUUAACGCGCACUGGACACAUUUCCAUCACUGCGCUCCAUGGAGCAGAUGUUUUACGCAGAGCUGUUUCUUGACUUUCUCACCUGUCUUCAAAAGACUUUUGCUUCAGUCUAGUGACAACCACGGACGAAUAUCUUCAAGUCUGAUUAAAGUCAUCCACAUCAACAAGAGACAUGGAUAACAGCCCUGGAGGUGGAGUCAUCCUGUAUGCAGGCUCCUCUGGCAGUUCCAGCCCCAGUCCUGGCAGCCCCUCCAGCGGGUACCAGACACAGUCACCUUCCUCACACUCCCAGCCCUCAUCUCCAGAAGAGGUUACCUUCACAGAGAUCGGGGCGCUAAAACAGAGGGCAGGUGGGUGCAGCACCCCAUCCUCCAAACUGGUGUUCCAGUUCCCAGAAGUCUACAGUGGCCCAUCAGCAGCAGCUACUCCACAACAUACCUAUGCACACCCCAUUGCAGGAAAGAGGCCAUGCGGGUUCCCAGGAACUUUCACAAAGACAGGUGGAAUGGUCCUGCUUUGCAAAGUCUGUGGGGACAUUGCAUCUGGUUUCCACUAUGGAGUGCAUGCAUGUGAGGGUUGCAAGGGUUUUUUCCGUCGCAGCAUCCAGCAAAACAUCAACUACAAGAUGUGUGUGAAGAAUGAGAAUUGUUUGAUAAUGCGUAUGAACCGCAAUCGGUGCCAGCACUGCCGCUUCAAGAAAUGCCUCUCUGUUGGCAUGUCAAGAGAUGCUGUGCGUUUUGGACGCAUCCCUAAGAGAGAGAAGCAGCGACUUCUGGAUGAGAUGCAGAGCUACAUGAACAGCCUAAAUGAGUCAGCUGCCAUGGAAAUGGACUCCUCUUCAGUGAGGGACAGUCCCCCUAGCCCAGAUGAUGGAAACUCAAAAGAGGCCAUUGGAGCGAUCUCUAGAGCCUACCGUGACAUCUUCACCAGCAACAACAGCAGCAGCCAGGAGAGAGCAGCUAAGAGGGCUAACAUAACUACCAACAACAACAACCCACCUCCCUUUUCUCAGGAUGCCAAUUUUCCACAAGUCUCUUCUCACCCCACCUCCACCCAGAGUUAUCAGUCUUGCCCUGUUGCACCUGCCACUCUGUGCCCAGUUGCCCCCAAUGACAACCAACAUACAUUCCACAAUGUGGACAACAGCCGCUAUACCUACUUAGUGUCAGCUAACCAGAAUAAUGAUCAGUCUGACAAUACAACACGUCAAAGGGGCAGCUUGGCGAAUCACAACACUUUUCGCAAUGCAGGAAGUACCCAAAGUCAGCCCUCUUGCCCAUGGAACUUAGCUCCAGGAUCUAAAGUGCUGGCCUGUCCUCUCAAUGCGUGGCCUGUAUCAGGGGCAGAGCGUUCCAGUCAGGAGAUAUGGGAAUCCUUUUCUCAGUGUUUUACUCCGGCUGUCAAGGAGGUGGUGGAGUUUGCCAAAGGCAUUCCAGGAUUUCAAGAGCUUAGCCAACAUGACCAGGUCAUGCUGCUCAAAUCAGGCACCUUCCAGGUUCUAAUGGUGAGGUUCUGCACCUUGUUCAACGCUGAUGAACGUACAGUGACCUUUCUGAAUGGACAAACUUACCCCCUGCCCACCCUGCGGGCCUUAGGCAUGGGCUCUCUGCUGGACGCAAUGUUUGACUUCAGUGAGAAGUUGGGUUCCCUGGGGCUUGAGCCUGAUGAAAUGGCCCUCUUUAUGGCUGUGGUGCUGGUGUCUGCAGAUCGUUCUGGCAUCUCAGAUAUGCGGGCUGUGGAGCAGCUACAGGAGGGUCUGAGCCGUGCCCUACGGUCACUGAUCACUUGCCGUCGUCCGGAUGACACCUCCCUUUUCUCUAAACUCCUCCUGCGCCUGCCGGACCUGCGCACCCUCAACAAUCUGCACUCUGAUAAACUGUUGGCCUUUCGCAUUGACCCUUAA
Molecule: messenger RNA, 2656 nt
Organism: Larimichthys crocea (large yellow croaker)
Lineage: Eukaryota; Metazoa; Chordata; Actinopteri; Sciaenidae
Gene: nr1d4a
Product: nuclear receptor subfamily 1, group D, member 4a
Exons: 8
Coding region: 926-2656 (576 amino acids)
Biological process (GO): hormone-mediated signaling pathway; negative regulation of transcription by RNA polymerase II; positive regulation of transcription by RNA polymerase II
Molecular function (GO): nuclear receptor activity; zinc ion binding; RNA polymerase II cis-regulatory region sequence-specific DNA binding
Source: RefSeq, a predicted model, not a curated record